UCUACAUAUUUCUAUUCCGUUUGCGAUCGGGAUCAGAGCACCGUAAACCGCACGCAGCCAGCCGAAUCGCUGUUCGUUCAGACUUUUAACUUGAAGAUAAGCGAAGAAUUGGUUCGUUGUUCGACAAAUUAUAUUUGAUCCUUCGAAUCGGCACCUUCUUUCAAGGAAACUUGUCGCAAGACGUCUGCAUUGUUUGAUCUAAGAAAAUGGCUACAUCAAAAUUUACAACUUUGUAUGAAUGGGAUACAGUUCAAAGUGCCGAUUCUACAGAAUGGUGCCCCUUGGCUCCAAGCCAGAGUAUUUUUGUGUGUGGUACUUAUCAAAUUGAAAAAGAAGAUGAUAAGGCCACUGAGAAUAAUGCUCCACCAACAAGCCGCCAUGGAAGAAUUUAUGUGUUUGAACUGUCCAAUACGAAUUCGUUUAAACCUCAUCAAGUCAUUGAUCUCCCCGCUGUUCUAGACAUGAAAUGGUCACAGUCAUAUGUUUGUGGAAGAAUUCUCUUGGGUGUUGUAACUGCCACAGCUAAACUACUGAUAUUUGAAUUAAAGGAAGACAAGACCCUUUUUCAAAUAGCUGAAGCUCCUGUGGAAGGUGUUGAUGACUCAAAAGAAAUUUUAGCUCUUUCACUUGACUGGUCCAAUGCAAAGGAUGCUGGGGUUUCGCAGAGAGAUGUCCAUAUUAUUGUUAGCCACUCACAAGGAGGAGCAAACCUUUUCCUUCUCUCCGAUAAAUUUGAGUUACUGGUAGUAGAUAAAUGUUGGGGGCAUGAAUAUGAGGCUUGGAUAGCUGCUUUCAAUUAUUGGGAGUCCUCUCUCAUAAUGACAGGUGGUGAUGAUUGCAUUCUGAAAGGGUGGGAUGUGCGGAGUGGUCUGAGUUCUCCAAUAUUUGUAAAUAAAUCACACAAUGCUGGAGUUACAAGUCUACAUAGUAAUGCAUUGUUUGAAAACCUGCUCAUAUCUGGAAGUUAUGAUGAGUCAUUACGUGUAUGGGAUAUGAGAAAAAUGAAAAAUCCCCUUCACUCUACUGAGAUGUUUGGAGGAGUGUGGAGAGUUAAAUGGAAUCCCUUCUCCUUUGAUAUGAUUUUAACUGCAUGUAUGCAUGGAGGUUUUAAUGUAGUUAACUGCCUAAACUCAAUUAAAUCUGGAGCUGAGCCUCAAAUCAUAGCAUCAUACAAGAACCAUGAAAGUAUUGCAUAUGGAGCUGAUUGGUCAUACCUCAAUGAAGAAUCCAUCAAAGUUUUGUUUGAUAGCAGUGAGUACGGACAAACCUUGAAUGGUAAAAAUCAUUGUAUAGUGUCAACAUGUUCUUUUUAUGAUCAUAAGUUGUGUAUUUCUCUUUUCUCAAAAUCUGACUCUUGACUU
Frankliniella occidentalis (western flower thrips) is the source of this 1361-nucleotide messenger RNA. RefSeq names its product diphthine methyltransferase. Gene Ontology annotation, molecular function: protein binding. The record is from RefSeq and is a predicted model, not a curated record. NCBI's taxonomy places the organism in Eukaryota, Metazoa, Arthropoda, Insecta, Thysanoptera, Thripidae. The transcript has 4 exons. The coding region runs from base 207 to 1358 and encodes 383 amino acids.